GCAGCGUUGCAACGCGUUGAUAGCCAACCUGUCCAUAUGUAAGUACCAAAACGCAUUUGCUGUCACUACUUCCUCAAAAUGAACACGUCGGAGACUUCCCCAAAUGAAUUCAGCAUUCCCGAGGAUAAACAUAACCGACUGGUAACAAGCAGCGUGUUGCUGUACAUUGGUGUCUGUGCCAACAUUGCAGUACUCGUGUCGUUACUGAAAACAUGGAAGCCCAACAGCAGAGUACAGUUCUUCCUCCUCUGUCUUUGCAUUGCCGACUUCCUUGGCCUUUGUCUUCGUCUUGGUAUCGAUAUUGGAUGGAUGGCGACGUACGUAUGGACUGCUGGAAAUGUGGGUUGCAAGAUAUGCAUGUUCCUGAUAUUGUUUGGGCAAAUCAUGGCUCACUACUUCCUGGCAUCGUUUAACGUCGACAACGCCGUCACCAUAUGCUGUUAUAAGUCCUCGAAGGUGGCCAGGAUCCUGUUGAUUGUCGUCUCCGUCGUUGCUGCCGUGUGCCAGUAUCCCGCAGGCAUUUUUGUACCGUACCCAUAUUCAUCCACACUACCCGGAGCUCAUCCAGUGCGCCAGAUUUGACUUCUUUAAAGACAAGGCCUCUGAAACACUUUACCUCGUUACGUACAGCGUUUCGAUGUUUUGGUUUCCACUUCUUUUCAUCAUAUUGACAGGAAUACCUGCCAUCAUUUCAUGGAUUGGAAAGAAAGGAACUCAGGAGUUCGAAGAAGCAAAGAAGACGACUCCAGAUGAAAGCGACCUUAAUACAUUUGGCUGGGACCUAGCAAUGGUAUCAGCAUUUAAUGUAGCUUUCUUCUUGUGCUGGACGCCGAUCAGUGUUUUGCUUCUAAUUGACAGAUUCGGAACUUUCAACCUCACUUAUGACAGUUUGGAAGUUUUGUGGUUGGCCCUCAACUAUAUCUGUAUAAUAAACAGCUGCCUUAAUCCUAUUAUAUACGGGAUCUUCACCUGCCUGAAACGUAAAAGCGACCCCCGGUCCGGCCUGGAACCAAGCCCGACGUGUGCAGACAACAAGGCAUUCGUCGAAUAAAUACCACAUGUCUCAUUCACAAUGUGCCUGUGAAAACCGACUCGACGUCCUAUCUGAAAUGCGAGAAAGAAAUUGAAUUCAUGAUUUUUAUGCUCUCAAUAAAGUCCAAAACGUUUACAAAACAUCUUCAGCCCAUUGGAAUAUUGACACAUUUGAAAUCUUAAAAGAAACAGUGACUUUCGUCUUCUGAAAUACAGGAGAAUAAAAAUCCUUUGCGUGAAAUUUU
This is a messenger RNA of Haliotis rubra (blacklip abalone), 1277 nucleotides long. Its product is annotated as apelin receptor-like. Gene Ontology annotation, cellular component: membrane. Gene Ontology annotation, molecular function: G protein-coupled peptide receptor activity. Bases 638 to 1051 code for a protein of 137 amino acids. The record is from RefSeq and is a predicted model, not a curated record. Lineage: Eukaryota; Metazoa; Mollusca; Gastropoda; Lepetellida; Haliotidae. The transcript has 6 exons. Gene Ontology annotation, biological process: neuropeptide signaling pathway.